AUGAUCCACAAGGACGAGAAUCACAACAGGACGCUUGCGGGAUUUCUAUUUUCGUUUUUCCCAUUUUCCCGAUUUUGCUAUCUUGGUUCUCCGGAACAUAUGACUCCAGUCUCUCUCGUGGACCAGUAUGGCAAAAGCGCAGGCUUAUUGAAAGACGAGAAACGCAGCGGCAAGUUGUACUUCAAGGCCCUCGACUUGCUACUACAGCGAUAUCUUCACCAAGAAGGAGAACCUCCGAUGAUGAAGGGUGUUGAAGCCGCCACAAGAUCAUCGUCCCCGAGAAAAGCAACUACUACCUGGGAACGCGCGCAGGCGUUGGUCGAAGCCGCGCACUCUCGAAUAUUCUCUAAUCCUACAGUGGACCCACAUGAGGAGCGGUUAUUUCGAGAGCUCGAUGCCCAGUUCGACGCGGAAGAGCGGUUAGCCGAAGGACUCGGCGACGUUGACCCGACGCUGCUAGAAAACCCGCCGCCGGGUGCUUUGGUCAGGCCGGUCUCCGCGCUCUUUGACUUGGACGAGGUGGAUUCCGACGGAAGGAGAACGGGGCUGCGUGGCCGCUGGAACAGGCAGACAAAUGCGGACCCGUUUCUCCUCCGCUUCACUCCAGACCUCGACGUAUCCAAGAAAAAAACACCAUCUCGAGCACAUUUAGGAGGUUUUCGAUCAGAGAUUUGUCUCGCAUGACAAAUUUUCCUUGUAUUGCAAAAACAUAAGGGAGACCGCGUAAGUAUAAAUCUUGACUGUGAUGCAUUUCUGCGCAUGACAAAAAUUUUUGUAAAUGCAAAAACGUGCAAAAUUGAUUGCGAUAGUGUUUUUUUCUUGCAUACGACGUCCCGCACUUGCAGUACGCGAUGGUUAAUGUCACGCACUCCUCGGAGUUAUUCCUGCAACCAUAUCAAAUCAAUGCAAAUAUGUCUGGGUCUGGAAGAGCGCAACGUUUGUCAUGUACACUUUACAUGAGCCACGAUGUCCGUGAUUCAUGUUCUAGCACCACAGAUGAGAUUUUGUGAGGGCAUAAUUCUGAUUCCAAUACCGCAUGAGAAAUGGCCUCUCCGCUUAGCAAAAGUUGGACCUCUUUUCCUGUUCAUGCAAUACAGAUUUUGGUCGUAAAGUGGAUGACUAAUAUGGGUAGACGCUGAGAGGCAAAAAGGUUCAUCCAAUACAGAUUUUGAUUUUCCGUAGGUAGAGUCCAAAGGCAGCAUCACAAGUUCGUUGCAAUCUUCCAGACGCAGACCCAGACAUAUUUGCAAAGCAUAACCCGAAGCACAGCACAAAACCCAGCUCACUUCCCGCCCGGAAGCGGACCCUGGAGCUGGACUCUCUCUACAACCUCCGGGACAUUAUGCCUAUUGCUGCUGCAUCGCAGUUUGCGACUUCUGCAGAUCGAGCUGUCUUCGAGGCGCCGCCAGGGCUUCACAACAUGUGUGUUGAGUCGUGUGCUCUGUACAUGUGGGAAUACGUGAAUGGGCACUUCGCGGACACGCCGGACGAUGCUGCGGAUGAUCCCAUCUUUAGAGUAUUUCUCCGGGCACGGGGAGCGCUUGUGCGGUACGCCGAAGAUCCUGACUAUCCCGGCGCCGUCUCCAAAGUUGGCUUUUUUGGCGACCCAGACGCUGUGGCGGAAGUCCUACACGCGCGAUGGCAGGGUGAUUGAGCAACGGUCUGGUGGGGUGGAUCAAUUUACUUUAGUAUCUUCACCCCAGAAAAAAUCCCACCUGGCGGACCUGUCUUGUUUUCCAGCAGCUCAGAUCCAGACUGAUUGUGAUUGUCUAUCAGCAUUCCGCUUGUAGUACUGAUACUGUGAAUAAAAUGUAUACUUCAUAUGAAGGCUUCAAGAAGUUUAAGUACUUGAAU
This is a messenger RNA of Amoebophrya sp. A120, 1854 nucleotides long. The record is from the annotation of a GenBank genome assembly. NCBI's taxonomy places the organism in Eukaryota, Dinophyceae, Syndiniales, Amoebophryaceae.